Molecule: messenger RNA, 2977 nt
Organism: Pelodiscus sinensis (Chinese soft-shelled turtle)
Lineage: Eukaryota; Metazoa; Chordata; Testudines; Trionychidae
Source: RefSeq, a predicted model, not a curated record
CUGAGCUUACAAGAAACACUGGUUACUACCCACCACAGCUGAAGCUAAACUGCAAAGCAACCCAGAGAGGGUGUCAUAGGCCACUCCCAUUCCCUUAGGCCAUCCUGUUCCCCUGAGGGUUGCAGUUUUAUUGGCUCAGCAUUCACACAAUUACCAUUCCAAACCGCGGCAUGUGCAGCAAAUCAUUCAGGCAGGUGGAGUUGGAAUGGCAUUGUCCUUCACCCCAGGGUUCUGAUAAGAACCUUUCCAGGUCUCCAUUGGAAGGCAGACAUUAUCAAGGGCUUUGUGUCCAAGAGCAGCAAAGAUGAGGAAGCCGAAUAAUAGAGGCUUACCUGACUAAUGAAGCCACAUGCCAGAUUUACACUAUAGCUGAAGGUCAGCUUAAGAUGACAUCGACCGGGAACUGGAGAAGAAGUGCCAGAUCAUGGAAGCCCAGCUGCAGGAAAAGGAGAAGGAUAAUCUGGUGCUGAGGAAAGAGCUCACGCAUAAGGAGAGCCUGGUGGCCGCGCUGAGAUGCAGCCUCAGGAACAAGGAGAGGAAGUUCCUGGAGGAGCUGAAAAGAAGGAGCCACCGGGUGACUAUUCUGAACACGGAGCUGCAGAAGCAGACGGAGGCCGCUGCUUAUCUCUCCUUCCAGCUGCAUGCCACCAAACAGAAACUGCAUGUGUCCCGGCAGGGGGGCAAGCCCCCCUCCGAUGGGCUUCCGGACAAACCGUUCCCCACACAGUCUUUCAGCGAGGCGAGGCCCAAAAAACGUGUCCACAAGUCUCACAUUCGGAGGCUGGUGACCGACUGCUCCUAUAGCAAGGGGACCACCAAGGACUCCUUCCAGAGGGAGAGGAUGAGCAGCUGUGAAGAGGCAGACCCCAUGCCCGAUCCAGCACUUUUUUUGUACACUAAAAGGCACCACAUUCCCCAUCGCCAGAAAUCUGAGCCCAAACCCCAAGCCCUUAGCAAAGCAGGGGCCGGUCUGAAUGACAGUGCUGCUGCAAGCUACAGUCUACCGAAGCCCUCCCGUCUUCAAUCCCAAGAGCAAGACGAAGGUACAAGCACUAAGCCUUCAGCCAAACCCAAGUCCUCGAAGGGUGAGCAAGGCAAACACCAUGGAUCCAGCCCCAGGAAUUCAAAAGGUGUGGAGUAAAAAUGAAGAAAAAGGAAGCGUGUGGUUGCUAAAGGCAGAAAAUGAAUUUGGCUAUACCAAAAGAGAGACGGGGGCCUACAAAGAUUUUGUCGCAGUCAACCCAUCAAGAAGUAAAGUCCUGGAGAGGAAAGUGUGAUUCCUUCAAGGAGAUAGAUACAAUCUGACUCGUCUAGGAUUCCAGGGUGAUCAUGGAAUGGCUGCCGUAUCUCAAGGGGCGGUGGGGCAGGAGAGUGGGAAGGCAACCUUGCUGAGGGCAUUUUGAAUGUUGUUCUGGAGUGGACUGCAGGAGGAAACGAUCCCUGCUGUGGAACAUGACAAGAAGGUUUGAGCGUGGAGGGAACGGCUAUUAACAAUUGUCUAGAGCUUCCCUGUCGUAAAAAUUUAGAUUUCUGAGACUAAAAACUCUUACUGUUAUUGUUAAUGUUCCUUCUAAGUAAAACUGCUCUUAUUUUCAUUGGCACUAAGUGGUGGAGGGGGGAGUAAAUUGAAGAAUUGCACAUAAAGCCGGUCACUAAUGGUGAACGUGGCAAUUGGCAGGAUGAGCCAAACGCAUCCUUUGUUCUAACUUCAUGACAUUGCUGGAGUUGGGGCUGAAUUUGGCCCAAAAUGUCUAACAUAAUGUAGUCCGGGUUCUGGAGAAUGUAAGCAGCUGAAUGACAAUCGGUCAAGUUUAUCUUAGGCCAGAUCUAUACUAGACCCAGAAAGUCGGCUUACGGUACGCAACUCCAGUUAUGUAAAUAACGUAGCUGGAGUUGACAUCUCUUAAGCCGAGCUUGGUGCCAUCUCCACAGGGGGAGGUCAGUGGGACCAAACACUCUCAUUGGCUUUCCUUACUCCUCAUGACUGCGAGGAGUGCCAGUAUCGACAGGGGGUGCCUCAGUGUUCAAUUUAGCUGGUCUAAAAGAAGAUCCAUUUCUGGCAUGUAAGUACAGACGUGGCCUGAGAGAUUUUAAGUCAUCUGCAGAAACAGCAUGGCCAAGCCAAUCAACUCUGAAAUAAUCACUCCACAACACUGACAUUCAUAUUUUCACCACAAUUCCUCCUUUUUAAGAAUUAUGCAAAAAUUAAUGGACAAGAUUUUGAAAUAUGACCAUUGAUUUUGGGCACCACCAUUUUUGGGAUGCCCAGCAUGAACCAUCUUAAAGGGUCAGAUUUUUUUUUUUGAACCGGAUCUGAAAAUCAGGCCCCUUUAAGUUAUCUCUAGGUGGGCUCCCAACAUCACUAGUCAUUCUUGAUAACCUUGGCCAAUACUUUUAUUUUGCAUAGCAGGUUUUCUAAAUGUGCCCUAGUUACUCCACAUCCGCGGCAGACUUCACUGUCUGUUACUACUGCUAUAUAGACACUAGGAUGUUGUUUUUAAGACAAGUUGCAGUAGUUCUCCUCUGAAGUCCUGUUCAGAAGACUAAGUAACCAAAUUAGCAAGGAGCUGCUUGAGAAUGAGAUUUCAUACAUCGCAAAUGGUUUGUAGCGGAGCCAGCCACUUGUUUCUGCUGUCCUAAUGAAGGGAAGUUACAAGGAAACCACAAAUCUGUCUUCUUUGGGGCUUGAGACCCAUCUUUCUGAACAGGUUCUUGCAUGGUCCUCCGUACCAUGCACGUUGCUACUGGACUGUAGCCUCACAACAGCCCAGGGAGGUAUGGAAGUGCCAGCUUAGUGCCCUAACUACACCAUUAACCCCUCCCAAGCUCAUUAGAGUUAAUGAGAGCAAUUCCAUUGAUUCAGUGGGAUUUGGGUCACACCCCUGAAGAGUUCCUAUGUAUAUGAUGGCUGAAGCACACCAAGGGUACGUCUACACUGCAAUGCUAUUGCAAGGAAAGCAUCCGCUAUUUCGAAAUA